Molecule: messenger RNA, 688 nt
Organism: Clunio marinus
Lineage: Eukaryota; Metazoa; Arthropoda; Insecta; Diptera; Chironomidae
Source: the annotation of a GenBank genome assembly
ACUUUAUUCUACCGAAGAACGAUUAAAGUUUUGAUCAUAAAAAUUUUUCUUUAAAUAAUAAUUAUCACUUCUCUCACUUCUAAAGUAAGCACGAUAUAAAAAUGCCGGAACAGGAGCCGAGAAAUGUAAUUAUUGGCUUCGCACAAGCUGUUGGUUCAAUGCUUGAUGGUCCAACUACUUGGUUCAAAGAAAAAAUCGUCGAGCCUAACCAGAAAAAAUAUCCGUGGUAUCAUGAAAAAUUACGCCGUGUUCCAACUAUUGAUCAGUGCUAUUCUGAUGAUAAAGUAUGCGCAUUUGAAGCUACUGAACAAUUCAAACGUGACAAGAAACUGGACAGCGAAAUUCUCAACAUUCUUCGUCUACGUUUUGAAGAUUGUGUUUUGUAUGAAGCACCAGAUCAUAUGACAAAGUGUCGUCCACUGUUAGAUAUAUACGAGAAGGCAACUGAAAACUGGUUCACUAAGUAUGGUGAUUUAGGAGGAUAUGGCACAGCCAAAACUUGUUACAUGAAACAAAAGCAUCGCAUGAUUUGGGAACGACGACAUGGACCUGUAGGAUCAGGAAUGAAAGACGCUGAAUCAAAUACGUCACCAGCUGAUGAUUAGAAAUUUCUAAUCAAUAUUGUAAAUUAUCUCGUUAAAACUUUAUAAUCAAUCAACGGGACGAAUAAUUUAGUUGUGAAAGUUAA